AUGAACGAAGUGAAGGAAACUGCCGCGGCUGCUGCGACUGAAGGUAUUACUUUUGAAGAAUUCACUAAUAGAGCUGCUGUCGUUGGGUUGCACAACGAAGCUGAUGAAUGCGAAACUAUGGCUGCCGAACUCAUUGCUGCUGGGGCUCAGUUGCGUGUUCUCGCAUCUCGUGUUGAACUGACUGGCAACCUAGCUUUCAAUGAUAUAGACAACGGAUCUUCCAGCACAAAUAGGGAUAGGACAAAAUAA
Botrytis porri is the source of this 249-nucleotide messenger RNA. RefSeq lists its product as uncharacterized. NCBI's taxonomy places the organism in Eukaryota, Fungi, Ascomycota, Leotiomycetes, Helotiales, Sclerotiniaceae. The transcript has 2 exons. Bases 1 to 249 code for a protein of 82 amino acids. The record is from RefSeq and is a predicted model, not a curated record.